AUGGGCAAAACAUGGAAGCAAAGAGGAGGAUACGAUCGCAACCAAGACGGUUGGGAUGGAAGUGGCUAUGGACAUGUGCCAUACUUGCCCAAGGAGAAGCUCUGGAGGGGAGCUUAUUCUCCCAGGGCACCGUGGAAGCGAGGCGAGGAUGCCAGACCGCCUGCCUUCCCCAGCUACACCCAACUUGCGCCCAAGGAGAGUACGACCCACACAGCUGCAGCAGCCCCUACAUUUGUGCCAGAUGCUACACUCUCGGAACUCCAGAAGACCCUCACCGCUGCCCGCAAAGCGGAGAACCGAGUCCGAAGCCUGCUUUCGCAGAAGGAGAAGAACGAGCAACAAUGGGAGGCCUACAAAGAUACAAUGGAGAAGACCUUCAUCCAGGAACACAAGAGAUUUGUGGCAGGAGCUGCCAAGAUACAACGAGACCUGGAUGCAGCAGUGGCGCACCAGGACGAGGCCAGACAGGAUGUGCGAGCAGCCUACAAUGGGGAACCAGUCAAGCCCUCCCGAGCCGCGGAGCAGGAAAAAGCAGCCCUCUCGGCAUGGGAUGCCAUGCGAGAUAUGUGGGAAAGAUCCCAGGAUGUCGAUAUGGAAGGAGUACUUCACAGGGCAGUCAAUGGUCAGCCCUCUACAACAACUGCACCGGAAGCUGCUCCCUUGAGGAAAUUGAAGCCAGAGUUCCUGCAACAGUUGCUUGCCGAUCCUGGAGUCCAGGCUGCCUUUUGGGCAGCAGCCCCACAAGGCGGCCCAGGACAUGCAGAUGGAUCACACAUGGGGGCACCGACCUUCGAUGUCCCCACCUUUGGCGGCUCGGCAACAGCGGGACACGGACUCAUGACAUCGCAGCCUCCGGGGAUCACCACCGUGGAGGACCCGGACGAUCCCCGCCAUGGACAACCGGAUCCUGCCCCAAGUACAGGAAAGGCCGAGGCGAUGGCAGGUGUCCACCCUGGGCAGCGCGACCUUGGAGCCUCGCGAGUCCCUUCUCACGAAGGGCCUCCCCGGCCAGAUGUCAAGACGGCCACCAGGACCACCCCACAGAGGCCAACAGUUCACAAAGGCUUGGGAGAAAAGUUAGAAGAGAAAAGGCAGCAAGCCAGACAAGGAGUGGCGAUGCAUCCAUUUGGUCUCCCGGGUCACGCGAGCGGAGGACCCAUCCAUGUCGAACCUCACAUGGAGACCAACGUGGACGACAACGACGAAGAGCUGGACCGUGUGGACGGUCACAGAUCACCAGGUCUGGGCAAGCUAGAGGUGCCAGCAGACCUGACCUUUGGAUGUUGGUGUGGAUUCGGGUUGGGAGGGCAAGAUCCGGUUGAGACUUCAAUGGGGAAGUCUCGCUGUGCUUGCGACCCCCUCGACCAACGAUACCACACGGACAGACAAUGCGACAGUUUUGCUGAGUACCCUCUUUUUCACCUCGCUGUGUACAGACUUCAGGUAGGCUGUUGUGUGUCCCUUGGCUUGGAUUCCUUUUGGCCGACCUGUAUGCCUUUAUUCCUCGCUGACGUCAUCCUCGGCUGCCUUGGAUGCUCCUUGGGCUCUGGAGUGUCUUUGGGUAAGCCCUCGCCUGGCAGUGAGGUAUGUAUGCCUCCAUGCAGCCCUGCCAACAAUCAGGGCAUUUAUGCUGCCCCCUCUUGGACUUCUCGAGCGCUAAAGAAACACAUCGGUAGCUCAGGGGUGUUCGCCGAUUUUGAAGUCCAAAGGCCGGGCAGUAUUGAUUUAGUCCCCUCAAGAGUCAUCUCGCCACCCACUUGGCUGGAGGACCCCUUGCUGGUGAUCCUACUCCACAUCACCUCCUUCUUAAUCCCCCUGGCCAGGGCAGUACUCUUCAUUCUGUUCCUCGCCGUUUUUCGACUUCUCUGCGGGGCACUGCCCAGCCGUCGAGAGCCAUUGGGAAGACUUCUCAUGCUCCCCAGUGUUGGAGGGUCCGAAGGCACGUUCCAGGGUGUUCCUGGGCACUUCACAGUGCUGACAAACGCCAGCCUAAGCAAGCCCAUCCCCCCAGAGGACGGCAAAGUCGGCGUGGGUCUGUAUGGCGGUUUCUCCUUGGAUGUCUCCCUGCGUGCAGCAUCCCGGCAAGACUUGGGACCGAGCAAUGCGGCCUGUCCUUUUGUGCCGGCCUUGCAAGACUUGCCUGUCACUGGAGGUUUUGAUCCCUUGCCAGACGACCUACCUUUGUCCAACACUAUACAGUCUGUUUCCGGUAUAGGCAACUAUGACGAAGGGACCGGCCUCUACUGUCGAUCGGAGAUGUCGCUCACAGUACACCUCGCUGGACGGUUUGCCAAUGAUCUCGGGCACGCGCUGCAUCCCGGUGACGCCACAGCUGCACACCAUAACGGCCUCGACCCUGCCACGCCAGGUUAUGCUGCCCCAGCACCACGGCCUGAUACAGGCCAUGAGGAAGAAGGAGGUGAGAGCGAACUAGGACUUCAGAUAGGCCAGUUCAUAGUCAUAGUCCCAGACAGUCUUCCUGAGCAGAUUGCUAUUGUCCUCGAUGAGACCACCACCAGUAGGGAUGUGCUUGCAGUCGCAGCGAGGGAAGUUGAUGAGCAAAGACUAGCACAUUUCCCUCUCCUGUUGCCUAUCGUCCCUCAGCCAGACAGCCAUUGGGGAACAUUGCUCUCGCUGCCCUCUUGGGCUCACGAUGAGCCAAUAGCCUGCAUCGAUACCCGGGAACUCGACGGGAGACUCUUUGCCACUGACGUUCCCCGCCACGCCACCAAAGAACAGCUUUGUCGACGAGCUGGCUUCGAGGCCACAGAACCAAUUGGGGUUUUUGCCUAUGGGAGCACCACCCCUCUAGGGCCUGAUGACAUAGCUACCUUUGUCCCCGGGGGUUUGAUAGUCAUUUCAGACCGACCCGAUCAGAGAGCCCAGCUCCCAUCUCUAGAGCAACUUCUUCUGUUGCAGCACAGUUGGGAUGCUGAUCCUGAAAUACCUUAUGGACCUGCAGGUCGCCAUCACUGUUGUGUUACUGGAGGACAGCGGCUUAUCACCCAUAACCCGCAACUCCAUCCUGAGUUACACAGCAGCAUUGCGGCCGCCUUACAGCUCAAUCUCGAGCACACAGACAUUUUGCCGGCUACCCCGCCAGUCACUGAUGCAGCCAUCAACGGGCAUCACUGCCUCAGUGUUCAAGCAAUAGUCUCCCACUUUGCUGGCGACAAGGACCCAGACCUCAUUGUCGGUCUCCUUGACUGCCGCCCUCUUCUCCAGGGCUGGUCAUUGAUCGCUGCACCCGGAGGCCGUACAUCAUACCUUGACCUUGUCACUGUUCUUGACACCUUUGCGCCGCAGGGGUGGACUUCUAGGAUAAAUACAGGUGACCUUGAUGAAGCCGGAAAUUUUCAGGUCGCCCCGGGUCAAGUCUUUACGGCCAGCUAUGUCUCAACUGCGAUUCCUGAGGAUGUUUCUGACAAUGCCUCGGGUGAGGAUGUCGGGGCUGACGGCCCUCCAGAGGAUGGGGAGUCCGCUGAGGCUCUGAUGCCUCAGUUGCGUAAUUUGCCCUUCUUUGUCGCUGCCCUUGCCGUUGUCCGGAAUGCGCGCUCCGCACAAGACAGGCGCAAUUUCCCUGUUCUUACAGCCGCCCGCCCACAACCCAUCAAUGGAGCGGGUCUUUUCCUUGCCGAUGCUGCCUGGGAUAAUCCUUAUCCCACACUCUGCCUUGACACCACUGUCUUUGACGGCAGGCUCUUUGCUGUCGUUGGUCGGUUUUAUGCCGAUAAGCACUCGUUGCUGAUCCUUGCCGAUCUUCCCCUAGGCUUGAAUGUCGAUAUUUACGUCGGCACAUCACCCGACCCGAUUGCAGAAGGACAGGAGCAGCAAAUGACCCAUGGGGAUGUCAUCAAGUACCAGCCCGCAGGCACCCGACUCCCCCACAGGUAUUCACUUGGGUUUUGCCUUCAGCACCCUGGGCUCUGGGAUGCUUGUUCCUUUUCGGGUUUAGUUGCCCCGCCAGACGUGUAUGGACUUGUGCAUGACAGCCAGUGCAUUCUUCAUCUACCAGGUCCUUCCACACCAAUGAAUUUUCGGCGACAUAUCGCAGCCACCAUCGGCACGGACGAGGCUAGGCUUCGCCUCUUCCCAUCAGUGCCCAGGGUCAGCAAUGCUGAGAUUUCCGGGCACCCAGUUCGUAACAUUGUUGGCGUCUCUGAACUCGCUGGGGAGUUCACUCGCACAUCCUGCUGUGUUCUACUUGACGCUCGGCCACUUGGCCAACAGUGGCAUGAAAUUCACGUCCAUGGGGACCACUUUGAACCUCUCGCCCUUAGUGCAGACUUCGACAGACAUGCACCUGCAGGAUGGCGCACCAGAAUACAGGACGCCAACGGGGAAGAGGUAGGGGGUAGGAUAGUGCCGGGGCAGGUUCUUGAAGCUGUCUACGUACCCACAGGUUUUGGGCGAGAACGGAGUAUAGCUGAGCCCAUCAGCAAUGCCCUCGAUGAUGAUCCUGCUGCUGCUCCAGGUAUUCCGCCCGUAGCCCCUCCUGCCACUGCCUCUGCGCUUGGAACAGCUGCUGCGCAAGACCAAAGGGAUGCCAUCGCACCAGAUCACCCUGGUGUCCUGCCCCGUCCAACUGAUGACCCCACAUCCAGCCACACUGACGGCCCUGCAUUUGCCAAUUGCAUCUUCCUCAUCCUUGGGCAGAACUAUUGCCCUGAAGUUGUUCAAGUUCGACUCAGAGUUGGCUGCCCUGAGACUGAAGCCCUUGAGACAGUUAACGCCGCCAGAUCUCCUGUCUUCCGAGGGUACCUACCGCGGAUAUGCUCGGUCUACCCUCAGACAAUCCAAGGGAUAGCUGUUCUUGUUGCGGUCCCGCUUUGGCCGGUCACUGGAGCUAUUGUUGUCCUUGAUACCAUGCGUAUCAAUGGACAAAUCUGCGCCCAACAGCUCCCAAGCAUUAUUACCAGAGAAGGCGCUUGCAUUGCUGCCCGUGUGUCCCUUCAUGCACCACAUGAGCUAUAUGUUCAUGAUAUGCCAUGGCCAGCACAACCUGGCAUGCAGCUUGGAGUGUCCCACGGUGACGCCCUCUUGAUUGUCCCUUCGGACACCAGGCACUUUGUCCUUUCUGAUCUUACCACCAUGCUCCAUGACCCAGAUUGUUGGAAUACGGACUGGACGCCAGACGUGCCCUUUGCAGAACGAAGCUGGAUCAUCUCUGAAAGUAGGGACUUCCUUUUCCCCAUCCUCCCUGGACGCAGAGACCAAGUCAGCCGGGAUGUAGCCAGCCUCUUAGGCCUGCCCACAGCGAGCUUCCGGCUCUUUGCGCCUGACCCCAGCAUAAUCACUUACGCCGAUAACGGCGUCCCGGUUCAGCAUGUCCUUGCAGCGGUUCAGCUUGAAACGCGGGCAGGCGUACAAAGAGCUAGGCCACCUGCCUGCUUUGUCGACUGCCGGCCACUCUUGCAGACUGUCCGGGUGCUUUUCGAUGCCGAAGCCUGCCUAGACACCCAGCGCCUUGCACACCUUUUCUGGCGCUGCCCUGCAGGAUAUGUCCUAUGCUACCUCUCUUCUUCAGGACUAUUCCAGCCUCUGGGCGAUACCCUCACAUUUGCGGACCGAAGCGUCAUUGUCCUUGCGUAUGUCCCUGCAGUCCUCGUCCAUACCGGGGAUACCUUAGAAUCCGAGGCGCAGCACAACGACGGCACUGACCAAGACAGCCCCGAGCACGACCGGAGCUCAGGAACCCAAGAGAGCCACCCUGGCGAUAGAGCGCCUUCUUCUCACAGCAGAUCCACAGGCCAUGAUGCAGGUACAGGUGGCUCCAGGCAUGCCCAAGGUCGCCCCUUGCCUCCUCAGACCGGAUUGUCAGUCUGUGCUUGUGGGUCCCUCUGCAUUAUCAUUUGCAUUGGUGGUCUCUCUGAAGCCGGUGUUUUCAUUGGGAUCCUCUUCGCUGCCAUUCAAGGGGCCUGGGUACUUCGGUUUGGGUUUGCAGUCUGCCUUUUGCCUGCAGUCACCGCAAUGCAAUUCCAGCGGACAGAGCUCCAUGCCCCUGAUGUACACCGAGCCGACUAUGACAGUCGAUGUAUCAGUAUCCCUGACAUCCUCAGGAUACCGACACCUUGUCGAAACAGCAAACAGGCCUGCCCCUUGACAGGUCCUGCAGGCAAUUCUGAACCUCUUGGUGAGCCGACUAACUGCCCACACGACCAGGAAUUGCGGAGUAUCAUAGACUCUUGGCCAGUUGACACUCUGCUCAAUCAGAGUAUGCGGAGUAAUCCUGAGCCCUUCUUCCUUGCUGCCACUCUUCUUGAUACCCUGUGUGAGCAUUUCGCUGGCUCUUCAGACGGAGUCCACCCGUGCAGACUGCUUCGUCUGGCAGAUCAUCUCCCACCCUGCCCUCAGUUUGAUUUGACUGCCACGACUAUGAACGUUAGCUGUACACUUGAUCAGCUACAAGCAUUUCUGCAAACUCGAUGGCAGCUACACUCCAACCUUCCCUCUGCACUGCACCUGCACCCUGCCACAGAAAGUGCCCUAGCCGAUCACUGCCAUAUAGCCCGGGACGCAGUCCUCGCCGUCGAGAUCUAUACUGACGGGUCUUUUCACAGUGACCUCAGCACCUGGGCCUUUGUAGUACGAGUUACUGACGGCUACCACUGGUCUGUAUUCGGCUGGGCCAGGGGAACAGUCGCACUUGCUGGCUCUGUAGCCUCUGUUGGAGCUCUCCAACAUUCUGCCAUUGAGGGCGAGCGCAGUGCACUCUUUUGGGCCACGGCAUGGGCCAUCUGUAGUGGUUUCACCUGCCCGAUCUCUUUCUGGGGAGACAAUAGUGCAGCCCUAGGGCAGACCAGAGGCACAUGCGGCAGCGCAGAUAGCUCUGCCUCUGCAGCAGCUUGCCGGGCAGUCUCACAAGCAGCUGAGGCCAUUCGGGGAGCCCCUCUUCUUGCCUAUGGGCACGUUAAGGCCCAUCAAGGUCAAGCCUUCAAUGAAUUGGCAGACACACUUGCCAAAGCGCAUCACCUUGGGGAUACUCCCAUCCCAGACGCUGUGCGCCAGGUUGCAGGUUGGGCUCGGGCUGGUAGCCUUGACUGGCUAUGGCUUCUGAUCGAAUCCACUGCUCGACCGGAUCUUUGGCCACGCCACCAGGGACCCAUCUUGUUAGACCCUAUCGGGAAGUCAAUGCCCAUCCCGAACCCACGCCGGGAGUUCCUUAGUCUGCAGCCAGAGCCUGUCCCCGCAGAGGCUGCUGCUUUGACAGACGCCCACCUUGCUCUUCGGUUGGUUACGAUUAACGUACAAACAUUAGAGGAAGACGGGCAUAAAAAUCUACCCGGCCGUACCCCGUACAUCCGAGCCCAGCUUCACGAGCAAGGCGCUACUUUCAUCGGACUACAAGAGACGCGCUCAAAAAGAACUGAGACGAUUGUUUCCCAGACGCACCUGCGCUACACCUCUGCCGCAGACGCCUCAGGCAAUCUUGGUGUGGAACUCUGGAUCUCACGCCAUCAUCCAUUUGCGUGGCAAGGUCAGGUCCCAGCCAGAGCUUCUCCAUCGGACUUCCGGGUAGUCGGGUGGUCACCUAGACACCUGUUUGUUCGCUGCCAGAGGGAUACGAUCAGGUUCCUCCUCACUGUGUGCCACGCUCCCACAACGGCCGAUGCGCACCGCAACAGCUGGUGGAAGGGAUUCUCGGAUGCCUUGAUAAGUGCCUCUAGGGGUGACCCCGUGAUCAUUUUAGGUGACCUUAACACGCGAUUCACAGACCCCAUCCCAGGUCAUGUAGGCGAACUCUGCUGGGAAAAGGAACAGGACAUUCCCGAACAGCUGAUGCGCCUGCUAAAAACACUUAAUCUCUGGAUACCAGCGACUUACCAGUGCUGCCACGAUGGCCCAUCGUACACUUGGGCUGCCCCCGGCAGCGGAAGUAAGUCCCGGUUAGAUUACGUGAUCAUCCCAGGGGAGUGGCAAGCCGCCCCCGGCUCUUCGCGCACACUCCUUGAUGUUGAUUUUGGACAGACAGGAGUCGACCAUUUUGCUGCUCAGCUCGACGUGAGUGUCACUCUCACUCGACAGACCCGGAAACCUGUCAAGGGUCGUAGGAUCGAUGUUCGAAAAAUGCGGGACCCCUUGUCGAGGGACAUCGUUCGUACAAUUUGUCGUACUACCCCAGAUGUGCCUUGGAACGUCGAUGUUCACACCCACUGCGACCUGGUCACCCGACAUCUCGUUGAUAGUCUUGCCCUUGCUUUCCCAUUAUGCGGUGCCGUAUGCCGCCGAGCAUACUUCACGGCCACCACAUGGGCCUUCCGCCAGCAGCGAACCGCCUGUCGCAAAAUCCUUCACCGCGGUAUAGCUGCCCUCAGCCUGGGGGAAACCGGUGCGGCCUUUUGGGCUUGGCGAACACCUGCUAACUCUACCAGCAUAUGGCGUCUCACUGUUGCCGGGUCCCUCAAGUGGAUUCACGGCACAAGUCAAAGCAUCCGGCAAUUCAAGGCACUUAAGCCAAUGCUUCGUCGGUCUAUCAGGACUGACCGGGCCUCUUACCUUCGAGAGACGGCCCAACAAGCAGCGACUUCCCCAGCCAAGUCUGUCUACGAAAAACUUCGACCGCUCCUUGGCCCGCCCAAACACAGACGACGGGGGCUGCAGGAACUUCCAGCGAUCGCCCUCGAGAAUGGCGAAAUAGCCCAAACGCGUGCCGAGACUGAAGCAAGAUGGAUCCGCCACUUCAGUGCUGUCGAAGCCGGGCACCCCGAAGAUCCCUUAGACAUUGUGGGAAAGUGUCUUGCCCGCCAACAUGGGGAAGCACCAGUUGAACUCAGCCUAGAAGCUGAGGAUGUUCCGACCCGCACCCACAUUGAGAGCUCUAUUAGGAAAACCCCUUGUGGUAAAGCAGCUGGGAAGGACAAUGUGCCGCCUGACCUCCUACACCACUUCGCCUCUGAUCUCUCACUACCCGUCUAUCGGCUGGCUCUGAAGGCCUUUUUCAGGCAGACCGAACCGCUGCAGUGGAAAGGUGGUGAAUUGUUUCAUGUGUGGAAACGCAAAGGUUCCGCACUAGACUGCAGUAGCUACAGGGCCAUCCUCGUCAGCUCAACCCUUGGUAAGGCUGUGCACGGAGCCUUCCGGGAGAAGACUGGCCCAGUCUUUGACAGGGCAGCAGCGCCGUUACAACUUGGCGGAAGACGCGGCUGUCCUGUCCAACUCGUCGUGCAAGCUGCACGCCUCUUCCAACAGGCCUGCACGGCCCGAAGGCAGUCUAGCGCUCUCAUAUUUGUAGACCUUAAGGAAGCGUUCCACCGUGUCGCAAGACCCCUCGUACAUGGAGGUGAGGUAGGUUCGGAACACCUUGCCGCUGUAGUCACUGCCUUAGGACUGUCUGAGGACGUAGUGCCUCAGCUACAGCAUUAUGCCCAAAGUGCCUCGCGCUUCCGCACCGCCGGCGCCUCCGAAUGGUCUUCUGCCAUGCUCGCCGAAUUUGGGCGUGAUACGUGGUUUUGUCACGGGCAGGGAGAAGGUACAGCCACAGUCACGUCGGGCACGCGACCCGGCGAUAAUUUGGCAGACGUCCUCUUCUCAAUGCUUUUUGCAUCGAUCCUGACCAACCUCCGAACCGCCUUCCGCGAAGCAGGCCUUAGCGUCUCCAUACCUUGGAGCGACGAUCUCUUAUGUGCUGCCCCUGGCACACCCCUCCCUGACCAGGAGGGGGAGACGGCUCGCCCGAUUGAUGUGACAUGGAUGGAUGACCUCGCCCUGCUUGUCACAUCGGAUACGGCUGAGGACCUUCCAAGGCGUGCCAUCCUCGUAGCCACUGCCACCAUCACUGAAUGCAUCAAGGCCACCCUUUUGCCGAACCUUGCUGCUGGGAAGACCGAAGCUGUUUUGUGCCUUUACGGCAAAAACUCCAGGCGAACCGCUGCCACUGUCUUCCAAGGUGGAGAGCCCUCUCUCCAGCUUGAGUCCCAAGUCUGGCCACAGGCACGUCUGAGGCUCGUGUCAUUGUAUCGCCACGUUGGUGGCUUGAUACAGGCCGGUGGAGGCCACACUAAGGAACUUCGCUCUCGCAUAGGCGCUGCCUGGCAGAAUUUUCGGACCCACAAGCGCCUGGUUUUUGGAUCCCCGGUAGUCUCGGAGUGGGAAAAAGCGGUCCUGUUUGAGUCCCUGGUAAUAAGCACCCUGACCUACGGCAUAGGAGCAUGGCCCCAGUGCGACCAAAACACCAUUGACCGACUCCACAAUGUCCUGGUGCACAUGGCCAGGAUGAUGCUUCGGCCCCGCUUUCGCUUCGAACAAGCGUUGCACUUGAGUGCAGGCUAUGCCCUAGCGCUUGCCCGGAUCCUACCAGCCAGAGACACCGUGCAUCUUGAGCGCCUCCGCCAACUGCGUGCCGCGGUUUCACAAGCCACGCCUGAACUUUGGGCGCUGCUCCACUGGGAAGGUUCAUGGCUUCGAGACGCCCAGGCCUCCUUGGACUGGCUCAACGAGCGCCUGCACCAUGCCGGCCAGGAACAGGAGCUCGUCCGCUCAUGGCAGAACGCGAUUCAGACCUCCCGGGAUCGCCCAGGUCUGUGGAAAAGAAGCCUACGCAGAGCCAAGCUCACAGCUGCAAUGGAGGCCAAGUGGAACGCGGAGAAGCAGCAGUUUUACGGCUAUCUUUUUCGCCAACUUAGGGCUGCUGGAGCUUAUGUGACCGACAUUGCCGAAGUCACGCCACCUUCUGAAGUCUGUGGUCCCUGCGGCCGGCUUUUCCGUGAUCUUCGAUGUUGGGCACACCAUGCUUUCAAGGCACAUGGCCGCCUCCGAGAGGAGCGCACUCUUGUCAAUGGCAAACAAUGCCCAGCCUGUUUGCGCCAUUUUCGUAAUAACGAAAAACUCUGCAAUCAUGUGAGAUAUUCGAGAGGGUGUAAACAGCAGCUCCUCGGUGCUGGAUUCCAGGCCCAGCCCGCUCCGGGCAUUGGCAGCAAAAAAUAUGAUGACGGGCAUAGGUCCCAGCUUCCUGUUGUGCGAGCUGAAGGUCCCAUGCCCAUCUUGCCAGUUGCUCCGAUUGCCUUUGAAGCAGACCGUCCCUCAGAAACCGUUCUUCUUCGACUUGAAGACUGUUUCACACAUGGACUUUCUUCCGAGCAUUCGUUCGCUGCCCUCUUGGACUUCUACCGUCAAGCCUUCUCCGCUGAGUGCCUCCAGAGUACUCGUCUGAAGGCCACCGCUCUUGAAUGGCAAAACAGACUCGAAGCUGAGCUUGACGGAGACAGUGAUCAUCCCAUUGAGUGGGGAGCAUGGCACACGCGCAUCACCCGCAGCCUCCUCCACAUUGACUGGGCCGAUUGGCUUGUCCCGGAUGGGGACAGGGUUGAUCACGUUGCUCGCGUCUACCGUGAUGCUGAGGUGCUCCUGCCCUGGAUCACACUCGAUGUUGCUUUGCCUUCUCUUGGUGGGACUGGCGACACACUGCUACAGUCCUCUCAGUUGCUGAUCUACUUCCCUCCCACGGCCUCCCAGCACCUUGCACCUUUGGAUUUCUGGGUGUCCUGCUCUCCUCCUCUCCGCUACCAGUGA
Molecule: messenger RNA, 11508 nt
Organism: Symbiodinium sp. CCMP2592
Lineage: Eukaryota; Dinophyceae; Suessiales; Symbiodiniaceae
Source: the annotation of a GenBank genome assembly